Staurois parvus is the source of this 406-nucleotide messenger RNA. The record is from the annotation of a GenBank genome assembly. NCBI's taxonomy places the organism in Eukaryota, Metazoa, Chordata, Amphibia, Anura, Ranidae.
AUGCAGACUGCUUCUACAAAUAUUUGUGAAAGAAUGGGAUGGAGUCCAUCCGUGAAAGUUCCUGGCUUCUAAGUAUUCCACGGUCAAUUGUUAGUGGUAUUAUAACAAAAAUGAAGCAACUGAGAAUAACAGCAACUCAGCCACAAAGUGGUAGGCCACGUAAAAUGACAGAGCAGAGUCGGCGCAUACUGAAGCGCAUAGUGCGCAGAAGUCGUCAACUGUCUGCAGAGUCAAUAGCUAAAGACCUCCAAACCCCAUGUGGCCUUCAGAUGAGCACAACAGUGUGUUGAGAGCUUCAUGGAAUGGGUUUCCAUGGCUGAGCAGCUGCAUCCAAGCCUUAGAUCACCAAGUGCAAUGCAAUGUAUCAAAUGCAGUGGUAAAAAAAUCAUGCCGCCACUGGACUCUA